Syzygium oleosum is the source of this 2339-nucleotide messenger RNA. Its product is annotated as protein HOTHEAD-like. NCBI's taxonomy places the organism in Eukaryota, Viridiplantae, Streptophyta, Magnoliopsida, Myrtales, Myrtaceae. The transcript has 6 exons. The record is from RefSeq and is a predicted model, not a curated record. Gene Ontology annotation, molecular function: oxidoreductase activity, acting on CH-OH group of donors; flavin adenine dinucleotide binding. The coding region runs from base 380 to 2119 and encodes 579 amino acids.
AUUGAAUUUCAUGAAAACCCCCCCGAUUGAUCAUCCCCUGUCUAUCUUUAGCGUUCUUCAUUGCAUGUCGUGUCUUGAAAUACACUUGGAAAGUUAGUUCACUUUAUCAUCUUGGCGACCUUACUUCCUUCUUUCCUUCAUCACAUCUUCUGCAUUUCCCCUCUCUCUCUCUCUCUGUAUCCCAUUCCCGGGCUCGCUCGUCGCCUUCGAGAUCGGUGGCUUCCCUUCCUCGCCUGCAUCGCCGUCAAGCUUGUUUGGUUCGAGGUUCUCGAGAGAGAGGCCAGCCAGCAGCAUCGUUGUUUAAAAGGACAUCAUCGUUCAUCUUGUUUUCUGGAGAAACCACAAGGUUGUGUCGGGGAGAUUCUUCAAGAAAGUGAUCAUGGUUCUUGGGUUGUGGAGGUUCCUUGGAGCUGUAUUUGCUGCAGUUCUCUUCCUUCAUGGAUCUUUCUCUUCAGCUGAAGCCAUGCCGCCUCGAACCUAUAGCUUCAUGCGCAACGCCACAUCGGCGCCGCCGGUCUCAUACUACGACUACAUCGUCAUCGGCGGCGGCACCGCCGGCUGCCCAUUAGCGGCGACUCUAUCUCAAAACGCAUCCGUCUUGCUCCUGGAAAGAGGCGGCUCGCCUUAUGGCAACCCGAACAUCACCGAAUUGGAAGCCUUCGGGGCGGCGCUCUCGGACCUCUCUCCGUCCUCCCCGUCGCAGCGUUUCAUCUCCGAGGACGGCGUCAUCAAUGCGCGCGGACGAGUGUUGGGUGGCGGAAGUUGCCUGAACGCCGGGUUCUACUCACGUGCCGCUCCUGAAUAUGUGAGGGAUGUGGGGUGGGAUGGGAAACUGGUGAAUGAGUCGUACACAUGGGUGGAGCGGCUGGUGGCUUUCGAGCCCGAGAUACGACAGUGGCAGUCGGCGGUGAGGGACGGGCUGGUAGAAAUCGGCGUGGUUCCCAACAACGGCUUUACCUACGACCACAUUUCCGGGACUAAGGUGGGCGGGACCAUAUUCGAUCGAUUAGGCCGGAGGCACACGGCCGCCGAUUUGCUGGAGUAUGCCAAUCCCAAAGGCAUCACCGUCCUCCUCUAUGCUUCCGUGCAUAAGAUCCUUUUCAGGAGGAAAGGAAUGCCAAGGCCCAUGGCCCAUGGAGUGACCUUCAGGGACUCGACGGGGGCCAAGCACAGGGCCUACCUUAGACAAGGACCCAAGAACGAGAUCGUCGUCUCGGCCGGAGCCCUCGGGAGCCCGCAGCUCCUGAUGCUGAGCGGGCUGGGCCCGAAGGCCCACCUCCAGGCCCACAACAUCUCGUUGGUCGUGGACCAGCCCAUGGUCGGGCAAGGCAUGUCCGACAACCCCAUGAACGCGGUCUUCAUCCCGUCGCCGAACCCGGUGGAGGUGUCGUUGAUCCAGGUGGUUGGGAUCACUCAAUUCGGGAGCUUCAUUGAGGCUGCCAGCGGUGAGAACUUCGCCGGCGGUUCCUCGACCAAGGACUAUGGCAUGUUCUCUCCCAAGAUUGGUCAGCUCUCGACGGUGCCGCCAAAACAAAGAACUCCGGAAGCCCUAGCGAAAGCCAUAGAGGACAUGAACAGCCUCGACAAGGCGGCAUUCCAAGGCGGAUUCAUCCUCGAGAAAAUAACAGGGCCCAUGUCCACGGGCCACUUGGAGCUCCGGAGCCGCAACCUGAAGGAGAACCCCUCCGUCACUUUCAACUACUUCCAAGACCCCGAGGACCUGCGGAAAUGCGUUGAGGGGAUCUCCACCAUCGAGAGGGUCAUCGACUCCAAGGCGUUCGCUACCUUCAAGUACGACUCCAUGUCGUUCGAGUCGCUGCUGAACCUGACGUUGAGCGCGCCAGUGAACCUAUUGCCGAGGCACCGGAACACGACGACGUCGAUUGAGCAGUUCUGCAAGGACUCGGUCAUGACCAUUUGGCACUACCAUGGAGGGUGCCAAGUAGGGAUGGUAGUGGACAGUGAAUAUAGAGUCUUGGGUGUGGACGCACUUAGGGUCAUCGACGGUUCCACUUUUAAUCACUCUCCCGGCACUAAUCCUCAAGCCACGGUCAUGAUGCUCGGAAGGUACAUGGGGGUCAAGAUAUUGAACGAGAGGCUCGCAAGCGAAGCGUCCUAGGAGAUCAUCACCAGAUGGGCGCAUUCAGUAGCUGCUCUCCAAGGAUAGUCGAAGUGUUAUGAGUAGAAAGAAGCACAAUACUGUAUCAGAGAGUGCAGAAAGAAGCAAAAUUAGGUAUCAGCUUUUAAGUUGGUGGCAGAAUAAUGCUUGGUAUGCUAUACCAAAUUCUGUUCCGUACCCCUUUGAAGAGAAUAUGAUAUUGGAUAUGCUUCCACGGUUC